Molecule: messenger RNA, 1284 nt
Organism: Halichondria panicea
Lineage: Eukaryota; Metazoa; Porifera; Demospongiae; Suberitida; Halichondriidae
Exons: 7
Coding region: 155-1189 (344 amino acids)
Biological process (GO): cytokine production; positive regulation of transcription by RNA polymerase II
Source: RefSeq, a predicted model, not a curated record
CAACGCCACGAUCCGUUCCAGUUCUGGAUAACUUUAGCAGUUUGAACAGAUCAAGAUGCUUGCUCAUGUCGCUGGCUGACAGUCUGUUUGCAGGCAGAAUUCUUGUAACACACUGAGAGACAGUGAAGCACCACUCACUAGCUAUAGCGCUAGCAUGGAUGACGAUAUUCUCAGUUUUGGGAACAAUCGUAAGAUAUCUUUCAAGGCAGCUCUGCGAAGCGUCCAAUCGAAUCGUCCAAAGAUCAGGGCUGCGGUAAUAGUGAAAGACAGCAGCUCCGACUCUAGUGACUCUAAUGAUGAGGAUGAGUCUAGACGUGGUCGCAAGAGGAUACAGCACAGGGUGGGGGGGAAGGUGGGGUCACUGGCCUCGCAGCUCAUUCAUAACCAGCUGGAGCCGUGCGUCAUCUCAGAUUCUGAUGAUAGUGAUCUGGAAUCGGGAAGCAAGAAGAAGGUAAAGAAGAAGUCCCCUUCUCCAUUGUCCAGUGGCAUGUCUCGCUCCCCCUCCCCUGAACCCUCCCCUCCACCACCUGGAGCAUUGGCCACACCCACUAACCAGGCGUCAAAACAUGUACUCAACAAAGCUAGCAAUGCCCUCCAUCAGCUUAUGUUCUCCGCCUACACACCUGGCUAUUCGGACGCCAGCUACUGUUCUGACCACAACAAUUCUCUGGUUGGUUCAGCCAGCAAGGAGAGCAUCACUCUCAGAGUUCGCUAUCGGGGCAAUAUCUGUAGGUUCACCAUCAACAAGGGUGACCCUCUCUCUCUGGUGUGCUCAAUGCUGGCCACAGAGGUGGCCAAGGGUGAGGAGGCUAACAGGUUCCUCCUCUCCCAUAAGACUACCACCCUCUCUGUCAGUGAGUCACCUCUCUCUCUUGGGCUCACCACAGCUGACAUUAUUGAUGCUAUUCAAUUGUCUGAAGCUACAACAAGCAAAGAAGGCAGCUCGCUCAACCUCAGCACUGGUGACAGUAAUAUUCAAAUCAAAGUUCAAACUUCCAAGAAAAGUAAAAUGUACAGUCUGUCUAAAACUGACCCCCUGAAGAAGGCAAUGGAAGCUUUUGCUAAAGAACUGGAUGUGGCAGUGUCUAAGCUGUCAUUCUCAUUUGAUGGAGACCCCAUCUCACCAUUGCAGACAGCUCGUGAUUUGGACAUGGAGAAUGAGGACUGCAUUGACGCUAGAUACUCAUGAUUUGCAUGCAUUUUUAUUAUGUGUAUAUUGAUCGUGUACGUUCAUCUGAUUCCAAUUUUUAUCUGUGCUUAUUGCGUCGAUAUUUAGCCGCACCA